Molecule: messenger RNA, 1335 nt
Organism: Cyphellophora attinorum
Lineage: Eukaryota; Fungi; Ascomycota; Eurotiomycetes; Chaetothyriales; Cyphellophoraceae
Exons: 5
Coding region: 1-1335 (444 amino acids)
Source: RefSeq, a predicted model, not a curated record
AUGGCUGCAAUACUUCACUACCCACUUCACGUGCUGCUGGCCACGACUGUGAAUGCUCUGAACCAAAAAGAGAUAAAUAUCUCUGACUGUCACCAAUUUCUGCCACCGCACAACCUACAUUUCAACCAAGUCCUCUCGCCAUUUGCAGUCCUCUGGUGCACGACCACGACGGCAAUCAUGCAGGCCUCACUCAAGAUGCUCAUCCUCCUCCUCUCCACGCUGAUCGCGGUCCUCGGUCAAGCCAUCCCAAAGCCAGUAGAAAAGUACGACAUCUGCGAAUGGAGAGAUGCGCGUCCUGCAUUCGGUAUCUGGUACACCUAUCCCACAUGCACUUCGCCCUGGUAUCCUGAUGCGAACGGCAACUGUCCCCCCAAUUCUCUUGAUACCAGCCAUUACGAGCAGCCUAUGGACGCCGUCCCUGUGUGUCGUGGUCCCGAGAAAUGUACGAUCAAGGAGAACAUCCACGUUGGAUACAAAUUCGACUCAAAGCCGCUCGACAAGCUCAAAAUCCCCGUCCUAGAUAAAGGUCUAUUCGGCGGCUUCACCGCGAGGGGUGGCACGAGUCAGGGUUGGUCUCUUACGAAAGAACUCAAGAAGGGCGAAUGUGGCUACUGGACGUUCGUUCCCUAUAUCCACUAUACCUGCGGGCUCUACACCGAAUACAUCAACACUCACGCCUUCUGCAACCAGAACAGCUGUUGCGAGCAGGUCGGAACCACCAAUCCAGACGACUGUGCCGAACAACUCGUUCAAUUGUCUGGAGAGGGACUCUGGUGGCCACGGUCCAUUCGUGGCGAUAUGAUUCUCGUCAGAAUCGACUGCGAAUCACAAGAGCUCCUACCAGAUGACAAACAAGACCCGAUCUAUAACUGGCCAGGUGUCAAACAGCCUCGACACUAUCCACAAAUGCAGGAGUUGAUGCAGAUGUGGAAGGAUACCGCCAACGACCCAGCCUUCUACACUGCCGCCGCUGAUUCCGACAUCAAAUGCUAUGAAGCCCGCCCCGACGCUGUUCCCGACUAUCUCGUUCCGCCCGACUGCAUCGACGCACUGGGCUCCCUGCGCGACAUGGCUACAUCCAAGAUCACUGGUACAGACGAACUCAUGCUUGCUGCUGCUGGAAAUUGCACCAUCCACGCCAAGAUCAACUGGGACGCCCCAAGCGACUGUGACUUCUCCUACAUGGACGCCGCUGUCGCCACGGAUAAGCUCUUCGAUACGUGCAACAACAAGCUCUUGAUCCCGGGCUCGUACCCUCUGGUUUCCUCCAAGGAUCCGAAGAGAUGUCGUGGACGCGUUGCUAUGUGUGGACCUAGCAAGAACGCUUGCAUGUGA